AUGAAGGCCUCUAUCGUGUCAUUCGUCUUCACCGCGGCUCUUGCUGCUGCUCAGGAUCUCAGCGGCCUCCCAACCUGUGCUACCGGCUGCGUCACCAAGUUCACCACCGGCACCGCGAUUGGCGGCUGCCAGCAGCUUGACAUUGGAUGCAUCUGCAAGAAUGCCGACUUCCUCAACGGCAUCGCAUGCUGCCUGGCCGAUGCCUGCAGCAAGUCUGACCAGGACAAGGCCGUCUCGUUUGCCCAGCAGAUCUGCUCUUCCGCCGGCGUGAGCACCCCCGACACCGUUGUGUGCAAGGACAGCUCUUCACAGACUGGAUCUGCUACUGCAUCGGAUAGCUCUGCUUCGAGCAAGACGACUGAUUCUUCCGACUCAUCUACCACUGGAUCUUCCGACUCGUCCACCACCGCCACCGACUCUUCAUCUACCUCCACUGAUUCUGGCUCCACAACUGCUGCUCCCACCAGCUCUUCCGCACAGACAACCACCGCAUCAUCCACAAGGUCCGCGACUUCAUCUACGAGCACAGGUGCCGCUGCCCCCUUGGCUUCUGCUGGUAGCCUCGUUGGUGCAGCCAUUGCUGUGCUGGCUGCUGCCCUAUAA
Messenger RNA from Trichoderma gamsii, 603 nucleotides. Its product is annotated as CFEM domain-containing protein. NCBI's taxonomy places the organism in Eukaryota, Fungi, Ascomycota, Sordariomycetes, Hypocreales, Hypocreaceae. The record is from RefSeq and is a predicted model, not a curated record. The transcript has 2 exons. The coding region runs from base 1 to 603 and encodes 200 amino acids.